GCUCCACGCGCACACGCGCUGCAUGAAGAGGCGGGAGCGAGUGCGGAGGUUCACUCGCUUGCGGACUCGCCUCGCAGGAGCCGCUGGAUGCUGCUCACACGCGCGGGACGCGCACGCGCACGCAGGGAGUGAGCAAUCACCUGCCAGCAUAAUGAUGAUGCCAAAGAGGCCUCAGACAUCCCCUGGCAGCGUUCUAUCCCUGCGAGGCGGCGCUAGCGUGCCAGGAUCCCCCGCCGCCGCCAUCGUGGCCCGUGUGGACGAUGGUGUGAUGGUAUAUAAGGACUUGGCGGCGCUUCCUCGGGACAAAGCCAUACUGGACAUCGAGAGGCCAGACUUGAUGACGUACGAGCCUCACUACAACUACAGCCCUCUGGAGGCAUCGAGGUCGCUGUCUCCUGGUUCGUUCUCCCCUCUGCCUUCUCCUGAGGAGUCAAGGCUUUGGCUGGAGAAAGAUUCUAUUGCAUGCUCCUCACCAGCUUCCAGCGGCAAGAAACUCAACAGCGGCCACACAACGCCAUCUCCGCACGCACAACAUACAGUACACACGCCGCACACACUAUCUGCACAAAACACACAACCCCCAAAGAUUCUGCAACACUUCCACAGGCCUGACAAUGGAAGCAACAUCUACAAGAAGCCACCAAUUUACAGAAGAGGUGCGUCGGCGCUCCCUGUGGGAAAGCACUUGGAGGAUCUCAUCAUUGAGUCGUCUAAGUUUCCCGCCGCCGAGCCUCCGGAUCCAAACGCCCCUUCCAAGAUCGAGACGGAACACUGGCCCUGCCCUCCGUCCUCCGCCGUCUUUGAGAAGGAGAAGGCCAGUCGUAAAAAUGCGGGGAAGCAAGAAGAAAAAGAAGAGGACGAAGCAGAUGAUCAAGUUUGGGGUUUGCGAGCGCUUCACAGGCAGGAACUCACCAAGAUUCAGUCCAAUUUGGGAAAGAUCAUCCUGAAGGAAGAGACGGACAAGUCGGCUGCUCGUCUGAGGAGGAAAACUCGCUCGCUACCGGACAGCAGCCAGCAAGCGGGCGCCGCCGCUUCCCACUCUGUUUGUUUCCCAACAUCUUCUGGGGCAGGCCUGGCCAGGUUGAGAUCGACAGAAUUCAACUCGUCGGAGAAGCCUGCAGCAGGUGUUCAGAACGGCGACGCGGCAAUGGACCGAGGCCACUCGCUGCCCAACGUCCUGGAGCUGAAGAUUUACCCGUACGAGACGCUAGUGGUCAACCACAGAGGACGGAGUAAACACCCUCCCGACGUGGACAGAACACAACUGGAGAGACAUCUCUCACCAGAGGAGUUCGCCAGCGUGUUCCAGAUGACGCCGGACGAGUUUGAGCGUCUUUCUCUCUGGAGACGGAACAGCCUCAAGAAGAGGGCGCGUCUCUUCUGACCGACUGACUCUGAAGCGACUCGACCGACCGGGACAAAAAAUGGACAGGCGUAGACUGAUGACAUCGCAUCAGCAUUUUUUACGAUGGAUUUUAGAGAUGACUUCACACAAAAGACAAGAUUAGCGCUUCGUUUUUGAUAAGAGUCACUAACACCCGUUUGUUGUUUUUUUCCCCCCUCAUUUUUGAAUGUUUUUGAAAAUGAAUUUUGUGUUCCACGCCUGCUGCAUGCGUGAUCUUAACACGUGACAGGGUCAAUAACUAAUCAGCAUCGAAUGAAACAUCACUGUGUGCUCUCAGCUCAUUUACAUAUAUUAUUAAUCAUUUAAUGUACGGCAAUUUCAGAGAAGUAGUGCUGUUGUUUCUUACGUGGAUGAUGAAUGUGAUGUGAACAAUGAACACAAUAAACACAAUCAACUUUC
Molecule: messenger RNA, 1804 nt
Organism: Corythoichthys intestinalis (scribbled pipefish)
Lineage: Eukaryota; Metazoa; Chordata; Actinopteri; Syngnathiformes; Syngnathidae
Product: dematin-like
Exons: 16
Coding region: 23-1384 (453 amino acids)
Biological process (GO): actin filament bundle assembly; cytoskeleton organization; lamellipodium assembly
Cellular component (GO): plasma membrane; actin cytoskeleton
Molecular function (GO): actin filament binding
Source: RefSeq, a predicted model, not a curated record